Molecule: messenger RNA, 864 nt
Organism: Mucor velutinosus
Lineage: Eukaryota; Fungi; Mucoromycota; Mucoromycetes; Mucorales; Mucoraceae
Product: Protein kinase
Exons: 1
Coding region: 1-864 (287 amino acids)
Source: RefSeq, a predicted model, not a curated record
AUGAAGCAUUGGUUCAGCACUACAGCACUCUUGGUGGCAACUCGAAUUACUGCAUCUGCAGAGGCGACGACAGCAGCGGACGUAGCAUCAGAAGUGAGUUCACUGAUCAAUGAUACCAUUGUCAAUUUAGCGGGAGGAGACUCCUCAAAAGUAGCAGCAACGACAGAUGGAUUUAUGCACAUAUUCACAGCUUUGUCGACAGCAGCAAGUCUAUCGAUUUUCUUUUUCAAAUACUUGAUUGGAUUCAUCAUCAAGAUCACCAUGUACAUGCUAUCCCCUAUACUCUGGUUAUUGGGCACUUGCUGGCAUCAAUUUGUUACUAAGCCUUUGGAUCUGCUUUUACACGUGUUGCGUGUAUUAUAUCCACUUAUCAUGUUCUGUGUUGCAGCUAUUUGUUGCGGUGUAUUCAUUGGCGGUUGUGCAGGAUUUGCAGCAGAAGCCUUCUCAUCAAUUCUGAUCUCUGCGACAUGGGGACCGCAGGCUACCAAGGAGGUUGAGCAUGAAGAGGAUAUAGAGUUGGUCGAGGGAUUGGAUGCGAAAGAGGAAGGAUUGACGGAUGGGUCUGAAGACGAGCAAGAGGAGAAUAUGUACAAUCAUGACAAGCCAUUCAGUUUCUUUGGAUCAACAACGCCGGCGACAUCUUCAUCAUCCACAACAACACCGAGACACAGAAAGGGAAAGGAGCCUUUAUUGCCAAGAGUGGAAAGCUGGAGAGACUCGCUAUCCACAUCAAGCACAUCAUCCUCGCCUGUUCUGAUCAGACGCAUGAAAUUGUCAUCAACAGACAGAAAGAGCAGUUGGGAGUGGGAUGAAAACAGUGACGAAGAGGAAGUUGAAUUCAAUCACAAUUUGAAAAAUAAAUAG